Messenger RNA from Polychytrium aggregatum, 675 nucleotides. RefSeq names its product ubiquitin-conjugating enzyme/RWD-like protein. The transcript is spliced from 2 exons. Lineage: Eukaryota; Fungi; Chytridiomycota; Chytridiomycetes; Polychytriales. The annotation marks the transcript as partial. The record is from RefSeq and is a predicted model, not a curated record.
ACGCCCUAUGCCGGAGGAACAUUCAAGGUCAAACUCACACUCGGCAGCGACUUUCCCCAGUCGCCCCCCAAGGGCUACUUUGUAACAAAAAUCUUCCAUCCGAACGUGUCCAAGCUCGGAGAGAUCUGCGUCAACACACUCAAGAAGGACUGGAGCAAGGAUCUGGGUAUUGCACAUGUGCUCCUGGUGAUCAAGUGCUUGCUGAUCGUCCCGAAUCCCGAGUCUGCGCUGAACGAAGAGGCUGGCCGCCUGCUGCUGGAGAACUACGAGGAGUAUGCCCGGCAUGCCCAGAUGAUGACGAGCAUCCAUGCCAAUCAAAAGGUCGAGUUUGGGAAGGAGAAUCGGUCAGGCUCGCCCACAGACGAAGAUCCCAGCACCCCGCAAUCAGGCUGCUAUGCACCGGCACCGACGACCAAAGCCUCCUCGAGCGGGCCCCACUACCGAGUCCAUCCGAUACCCCAAGGCGAGCACGGCUUCUCGAAACAGGGCGACUGCCACCGAGCCGGGGCCGCCGAUGGCCAGCGUGCAGGAGCCGAUGUGGUUAUGGCCAUGCACACCGACGGCCUCGAGGUCCUUGGGGUCAACAACGGGCCGAGCCUUGCCGGAAAGAAACGGCCGGCCGAGAAGCGGAUGGACAAGCCGGACAAGAAGCGGGCCAUGAUGAGGCGGCUCUGA